This is a messenger RNA of Humulus lupulus (European hop), 1362 nucleotides long. Its product is annotated as ATP-dependent Clp protease proteolytic subunit 5, chloroplastic. Gene Ontology annotation, molecular function: ATPase binding; serine-type endopeptidase activity; ATP-dependent peptidase activity. The record is from RefSeq and is a predicted model, not a curated record. Gene Ontology annotation, biological process: protein quality control for misfolded or incompletely synthesized proteins. Lineage: Eukaryota; Viridiplantae; Streptophyta; Magnoliopsida; Rosales; Cannabaceae. The transcript has 9 exons. Gene Ontology annotation, cellular component: endopeptidase Clp complex. The coding region runs from base 206 to 1138 and encodes 310 amino acids.
CCUGGAAGAAGAUACAAUCGAAUUGGGGGAGAGUUGCUGGAGAGGUCCUGCUUAGUUGCUUCACUCACUUGCCUUCUCUCCGUUAUCGUCUCUUUCUGCGCAGUCAUCGAGCGCCUUCGUUUCAGUGGAUAAGGCCCCAUUACUCUGGAAAAUCCCGAACUCGCUUCCACAUAUUAAUUUAGAAAAAGGUAUAUAUUAAAAAAAAAUGGCUCACACUUUGGUCUCCACCUCGGCUUCGUCACUCCGAUUCAACUCCCUAGCUUUGGCUCCAAACCCUACCUCUUACUCCGACUCUCUCAAGCUCUCUCUCCCUUUCGAACCCUUGCGUUCAAGGAAAUUAAGAAAGCUAGUUGGUAAUGUGAAGAAUGCUCAACAGUCAUCCAUCAAGGCCGUUUACUCUAGUGAGUAUUGGGUGCCAGAGAAGAACUCGCGUGAGGGAAUUUGGUCCAUAAGGGAGGAUUUGCAAACCCCAUCGUCGCCGUACUUCCCCACAUAUGCACAGGGACAGGGGCCACCACCAAUGGUGCAAGAGCGCUUUCAGAGUGUCAUUAGUCAGCUCUUUCAGCAUAGAAUAAUUCGAUGUGGUGGUGCUGUUGAUGAUGACAUGGCCAACAUAAUUGUUGCUCAACUUCUUUAUCUCGAUGCUAUUGAUCCUAGCAAGGAUAUUGUUAUGUACAUAAAUUCCCCCGGUGGAUCGGUUACUGCUGGAAUGGCCAUAUUUGACACAAUGAAGCAUAUCCGGCCUGAUGUCUCCACCGUAUGUGUUGGACUAGCUGCCAGUAUGGGGGCGUUCCUGCUAAGCGCUGGCACUAAAGGAAAAAGAUACAGUUUACCGAACUCAAGGAUUAUGAUCCAUCAGCCGCUUGGUGGAGCUCAAGGUGGGCAAACUGAUAUAGAUAUUCAAGCAAAUGAAAUGCUCCAUCAUAAGGCGAACUUAAAUGGCUACCUCUCCUAUCACACUGGUCAAAGUCUAGACAGGAUUAACCAGGACACCGAUCGCGAUUUCUUCAUGAGUGCGAAAGAAGCUAAAGAAUAUGGACUUAUAGAUGGUGUGAUUUUGAAUCCUCUCAAAGCUCUCCAGCCUUUGCCCGUUGCAGCAGCUGACAGUGAAGCCGAUAAGUCUACAUCAGACAGCUAAGGUCAUAUGGCCUGUAAACUUCUCCCCCAAAAAGCAUAUGAUUAUGAAUGACUGUUGUAGAGUUCGAUGAAAGGAUUAUUAUAGUUUGCCCAUCUCAUCUAAUGCUGAGUGAUUUUAGUAUCCUUUGUUAAGACUUGAAACAGAGUAGUAGGAAAAUCUUUAAGUUUUGACAUUUGGCCACUGCGAGUCAAAUAUUGAGAAAUAGAUUAUUUGCAAUUUACUUA